Cheilinus undulatus (humphead wrasse) is the source of this 1684-nucleotide messenger RNA. Its product is annotated as zinc finger protein 37-like. The record is from RefSeq and is a predicted model, not a curated record. Gene Ontology annotation, molecular function: RNA polymerase II cis-regulatory region sequence-specific DNA binding; DNA-binding transcription factor activity. The transcript is spliced from 2 exons. NCBI's taxonomy places the organism in Eukaryota, Metazoa, Chordata, Actinopteri, Labriformes, Labridae. The coding region runs from base 77 to 1408 and encodes 443 amino acids. Gene Ontology annotation, biological process: regulation of transcription by RNA polymerase II.
GAAGGGGUCUAUCUGAGUUCUGCCUCUGUUAAUACCACGGUCGUCGACACUUUUGUGUCUCUCCUCUCCCUGAAACAUGGGGAUUCCAGUAUUUCACCUGAGGUCAUUUGUUCAUCAGCGGCUCUCCGCAGCAGCGGAGGAAAUCUUCGGAGAGGUGGAAAAAACCAUAACAGCUUUGUUUGAAGCUGAAGUUUGUCGGUCUAAAGAGGAGGUUGAAAGUCUGCGAAACCAGCUAGACUUGCUGCAGAAGAAGCAAGCUGAGGAGCCUUCAUUGACCAGCAGCACAGUGGAGCAUGAAGAUCAGUGUGAUACCCAUACUCUAGAUGAAAAGCCAGAGCAGUGUACCCUCAGUGGGAGUGAUGAGGUCCCUGGCCCAUCUCAAACCAACUCAGACUUGGUCAGGAAGAGCUGGAGCUGCAGCUUGGUUCAGAAAGACUUAAAGGUGUCUGAGAUAAAAGUAGAGGAGGAAGAGCACUGUGUUGACGACGUUAUACAGAAGAUUAUUUUUCCUUCUUCUGAAAUUGUGAAAAGUGAGGAAAAUCAGCCAGAAGACGCCUUCCAUGAAAUGCCUCUUCUAUCAGUGGACUGCUCCGACACUCAGGCAGAGAUCAAGGAGGAGUUACUGAACAGCAAAGGAGACAGCACCACAACAACUGAAGCCAUAGUGCAAGUACAAAUUGGCAACCCUCCUUGGAAGAGCCAUCAAAGAAUACCUUACAAUAGUCAUUCUGCUAGAAAUGAAAAGAGACGCAGUUUCUGCCAUUUGUGCGGCAAAGGCUUCCGAUACAUUGGGUCUUUGAUGAAGCACAUUAAAGCACAUGAUAAAAAUAUUGAUUGCAGUGUUUGUGGUGUGGCAUGUCAGUCAAAUGAAGAUCUGAUCGAUCACAUGAAAGUUAAACACAGCAUUGCAUAUUUAUGCAACAUUUGUGGCAAAACAUUUGCAAGUAGCCUCUGUCUCCAGCUUCAUGAAAAAAUACAUGCAGAAGUUAGGGAUUUUACAUGUCAAGAAUGUGGCAAAACAUUUUAUAGAAAGGACCAUCUGGUUGUACAUGUGAGGACCCAUUCUGGUGAGAAACCGUAUCACUGUGAUGUUUGCGGGAAAGCUUUCAGUCAGAGCCAGAACCUCACGAUUCAUAAAAGGCGCCAUUCAGGGGAGAAACCAUAUCAUUGUGCCACAUGUGGCAAAUUUUUUUGCUCAGGCGGUCAGCUAAAAAUGCACAUGCUAUACCAUUCAGAGGAGAAACUGUACCCUUGUGAUAUUUGUGGUAAACGUUUUCACGAAAGUGUGAAGAUGAUAAGACACAGGACAACGCACACAAAAGAGAGGCCGUAUGCCUGCCACAUCUGUGGUAUUAAAUACAGGUUUGCAUCUAGUCUAACGGUGCAUCUGCAAUCUCAUAACCACUGAUUAAAAAGUGCAUACCAUCUAACUGUUUGUGUACGAGUCAGAUAAGAAAAGUUUGUAUUUGUGGGGAUGUGAUUAUACACUGAACACUUGAUACAAGGGUUUGUAUGGGGGAUAGAAAUCAUUGAAAAUGCUUGACUUUUGACGUGUUUCAAAGUUUUGAAAAGUGCUUGGAUUCAAGAUGAAGUGUUUGAAAGUGCCUGAAAUUGUAAUUUCAUGUCUCUUGUACCCUGUCCCUACUUUUUUUUAAAUGUGUUGCUGCCAGAAAAUUCAAAAUGA